Messenger RNA from Bactrocera oleae (olive fruit fly), 732 nucleotides. RefSeq names its product nucleoside-triphosphatase THEP1. NCBI's taxonomy places the organism in Eukaryota, Metazoa, Arthropoda, Insecta, Diptera, Tephritidae. Gene Ontology annotation, molecular function: ATP hydrolysis activity. The record is from RefSeq and is a predicted model, not a curated record.
AGUAGUUAGUAAAGCGCUUAGAGAAGCAAACAUAAGAGACAAAAUUUUUUAUCAGCUUUAAUAAAAAUGCAGUAUUACUGCAUCCAUUAGAGAUGGCUUGGCAACCAUAUUAUGCUACAAUUUUUAUGGAAGAAAUUAAUCCAGAAAGAAUGUUUAAUAUUAUUUUAGUAAUGGGUCCGCCUGGUGUGGGUAAAACAACAUUAUUGCGAAAGAUAUUUGAAGAAGUACGUCUGAUUUACAGUUGUCAGGGAUUCUUUACUGAGGAAGUACGGAAUGAACAUGUACGUGUUGGUUUUGAUGUUGUGACCAUAUCUGGCCAGCGAUGCGUAUUAGCGAGGGAGCGUUCCGAACAGAGCAAACAGAUGCCAAAAGUGGGAAAGUAUUCUAUUUACAUAAACGAUUUCGAAAAGCUUGUACUUCCUUUGAUUGCAUGUGCAAAUUUCAAAUAUGAACUUCUGGUCAUUGAUGAAAUUGGAAAAAUGGAAUUGAAGAGCAAAAAAUUUGAAAGUACUUUAUAUGAACUAAUUCAUAAAAUGCCCAUUUUGGCUACUAUACCAUGCGCACUUAUCAAACAAAGUAAACUUAUUGAAAGUUUAAAAAAGGCGGCUAAAUCCAAGAUAUACGAAAUAAAUAAAAAUAAUCGUGAUACAAUACAGAAAGAAAUCGUGAAAUGUAUCAAUGCUGUGUUAAAAAAGAAUUAAGAAAAUGUUUUAUUUCUUCUUAAAUACAGUA